Molecule: messenger RNA, 2227 nt
Organism: Gastrolobium bilobum
Lineage: Eukaryota; Viridiplantae; Streptophyta; Magnoliopsida; Fabales; Fabaceae
Product: probable plastidic glucose transporter 2
Exons: 14
Coding region: 386-1858 (490 amino acids)
Biological process (GO): monosaccharide transmembrane transport
Cellular component (GO): membrane
Molecular function (GO): hexose transmembrane transporter activity
Source: RefSeq, a predicted model, not a curated record
CUGCCAUUCUCGGGAUCCUUCCUUUACUUUCUCCUCAAACCAACGACACUAUUGAUUGGAUUUCUCUUUUCUGUUUUCCUUCGCAAACCUACAACAACCUGGCGCACGAUAGCACCAACGCUUUUAGUUUCGUAAUAACUGUUUCUGUUUCACAACCGUAAUUAUUUUCACUUCCAAACCCGAACAAACUCCUUGAAAAUUUUCCUUCCUCUUUCUGUUUUCCUUCUCUGAACCGAACGGAGGAUCUGUCAUCUGAGUCAGAGUCACAGAAUCAGAGAGAGAGAGAGAGAGCUUUACGAUCGGAGCUCUCUGUUGAUUGGUGUGUAUUCAGCUGCGAUUUCAUUUUCUUCUCUGUUGUUUGGAAGCGAGCAGGUCAAAUAUUGGCAUGUGGGGGCAUUAUCGUGAAACUUCAUCUAUGUACAAACGAACUCCUUCAAGAGAUAAUUCAAACAUGGAUGACGUGGAAGAAAACUCAGAUCUUUUAGACAACUGCUUGGAUAAGGAAACCUCAAAUCCUUCAUGGAAGCUUUCCUUACCGCAUGUACUUGUGGCAACCAUUUCUUCGUUCCUAUUUGGAUACCAUCUCGGAGUAGUUAAUGAACCACUUGAGAGCAUUUCCGUGGAUCUUGGCUUCAGUGGAAAUACCUUGGCUGAAGGCCUGGUGGUGAGCAUUUGUCUUGGUGGUGCCUUGAUUGGAUGUCUACUGAGUGGCUGGAUUGCUGAUGGGGUGGGGCGUCGUAGAGCUUUCCAGUUGUGUGCUUUGCCAAUGAUAAUCGGUGCUUCUAUGAGUGCAGCAACAAACAACUUGUUUGGCAUGCUUGUAGGAAGGUUAUUUGUUGGGACUGGCCUGGGCUUGGGCCCUCCUGUUGCCUCUCUGUAUGUCACAGAGGUUUCUCCUGCUUUUGUGCGAGGUACCUAUGGAGCCUUCAUCCAGAUUGCUACAUGCCUUGGUCUAAUGGGAGCUUUAUUUAUUGGAAUUCCUGUCAAAGAUAUUUCUGGAUGGUGGCGGGUCUGUUUCUGGGUAUCUACCAUUCCAGCUGCUAUACUUGUUCUGGCUAUGUUCUUCUGUGCAGAGUCUCCACAUUGGCUAUACAAGCAAGGAAGAACUGCUGAAGCAGAAGCUGAGUUUGAGAGGCUUCUGGGUGUAUCAGAAGCAAAAUUUGCAGUAUCAGAGUUAUCCAAGGUAGAAAGAGGAGAUGAUACUGAUGCUGUGAAGCUCUCGGAAUUGGUUCGUGGACGUCAUUUUAAAGUUGUUUUUAUUGGAUCAACCCUAUUUGCUUUACAACAGCUAUCUGGUAUAAAUGCUGUAUUUUAUUUCUCUUCAACUGUUUUUAAAAGUGCUGGAGUGCCAUCAGACGUUGCAAAUGUCUGCAUAGGAGUUGCUAAUUUGGCAGGAUCUAUCGUUUCAAUGAUUUUGAUGGAUAAGCUUGGAAGGAAGGUUCUUCUUUUCUGGAGUUUCUUUGGCAUGGCAAUAUCAAUGAUCCUUCAAGCCACAGGAGCAAGUUCACUUGUUUCAAACCUGGGAGCAGCUCUGUACUUAUCUGUUGGGGGCAUGUUAAUGUUUGUCUUAACAUUUGCUCUCGGGGCUGGCCCAGUUCCAGGUCUCCUUCUACCCGAAAUCUUUCCUAGUCGAAUUAGAGCCAAGGCCAUGGCAGUCUGUAUGUCAGUGCAUUGGGUCAUAAAUUUCUUUAUUGGAUUACUGUUCUUGCGUUUGCUGGAGAAACUUGGUCCGCAGCUGCUUUACUCUAUCUUUGCUACCUUUUGCAUGAUGGCAGUAAUUUUUGUAAAAAGAAAUGUGGUGGAAACCAAAGGGAAGUCGCUUCAUGAAAUUGAGAUUGCACUUCUUCCACAGGACUAGAGGUAUCUUCUAUUUUGCAUAGUUUGCGCUAUCAUAGUUUCAGCUGAGCAGGCUGCGUUUCAUCUAUUUCCGUCCACCUUAAUGGUACAAGAAGAAGUUCAAGGCAGGAACUAUGCAUUGUUUUAGUGUAACAUUAAUUCGAAGAGGCUUCGAUACACGGUUUCCGGCUUACUACACUAUUUCAUCUGUUCUCUGUUUGGGUCUGUGGAAUCUCUGAUUUUGCGUCCACCAAAAAAAAAAUAUAUCAAAAGUGGGAAAUCUAUGUAUCCCAUAAUAUUAGCCAAAUGUACUGCAUGUAAAAUGUACUGUAUGUAAUAUAUUUGUCUACGUCUGUACGUGACAAUUUUUAAUCGCUUGAAUAUUGUUUCA